AUGCCGUGCUUCAAGGGCCUUGCCGUGAGCAUUCACACUCCGAAUGGACCGUUGCCCGAAUACUCGGUGCAGAAGACAACUCGGCUCUCUCGAAUCAGUGCUUACAUCCCUGUACCGCCCGCACGCAUUCCUGCCGAUUCAGUGACUGGGAACCCGGAACAAUCUACAUUCGCGAUCUCGAUAACACUGCUCACACCCGGUCAAGAGGUCCCCUACUCGACCCCGAAAGCCACUCCAGAGAACCCAGAUCCGAAACCGAAGCUAGUUGGAAGUUUACCUGGCCUUGGGGGAGAUCGAGGAAAAUCCGCAAACACCAUCCAGCCCUAUAUCCCCCUCACGACAUCACCGAACGAGACAAUAGCGGCGUACAUCUACUUCGAUGGUCGGGCAAAGGAAGAGGUUGCCACACUGCUGAGAAAGGGUGAGGAGACCUGGGUCAAUUCUCGAUGGGUUAGUGUUCCGGAGAAGGAAGGCGGUGGUCUGGCAGAACGAGAGUUUUUGUUUCGCGAAGUGGGUCUCGAACGAUGGCUCAAUGGUCUGGACCUCGAGGGCAAAGACGCCGCUGCGACAAUAGAAAGGCGGCGACAGAAGCUGGAGAAGCGCCGGAGAAAGAGAAAGGAAGUCGCUGGGAGUGAUGACGAGGCGAACGGAGGCCCGAAGGGAUCUGGUCGGAAAAGCACACUAAGGUAUGGCGAGAAUGGGGAGUUGCAAGACGUCUCAGACGACGAUGCUUCGUUGAGCGAUACGGACAGCUCGGACGACGACGAUCCGAUUCCAGAAGCGGCCGGUCAGAUUAAGGUGGCUUUGUUCCGCGUCCUUGCAUCGGGAGAAAUCAAGCGAGGAGAAUACUCGCCGCAGUUCGAUGCACACGACGAUUCUUCCGACUCUGAUGGCCCCGAAGGCACAGCUCCAAACGCUGACGGCAAGAAUCGAGCAGACGUUGACCACACCACGAGUUUCGCGAAGCCCAAAACACUGGAUCCUAAAACUAUCUCUACUCAGACCGUGACAGGCAUUGACCCCACCGACAAGCCUUAUGCCGUUUUCACUUUUCUGUAUCGCGGCGAACGCCAGCUGCAGAAAAUGGGAAUCUUGCCCACCCCAAAGUCGGAAAAGGCAGCAACCAACGCCAAGAGGCGCAGCCUGGUGGCUGACCUUCCCAAGCUUGGACCUCUCAAGAAAACGGGGGCUGCUGGCUUCUCGACCUUCAGAGAUGCCGACGGGAAACCGACUCGCAAAGGCAAGAAGGCCAGCGACGACGACAUGGAGAGUGACGAUGACGAAGAAGGAACUGGUAUCAUCAGCAAGAUGGAGGACAUCAACGAUGCCGAUGUCAAGAAAGAACCCGACUUGCUGUCUCCAGAAGACGCCGAACGGACAGGCCAAGUUGCGGAAGGAAUCCGCAAAAUGAAGCUCAAGCGACAGCAUUCGGCGGAACCAUUGAACAGCAAUGGCGCGCCCGAAGCUCGCAAGACGUCAAAGUCAGGCAGUCCUUCCACAGCGUCGACACCAAAAGUUGGGGAUGAUGACUUGGGCACUUCUCCUUCGGGAACGAACAAUGGUGGCAUCCCGGUACCUGGGUCUACUCUAGAUAUCAAAAAGGAAGACGACAGCUUUAUGCUUGGCAGUCCUAUGAAAAGGCAACGCGCCAGCGUAGCCGAAUUCGACGAUGAUAUCAAGACACGACUGGCCAGUGGUCUCUCCAGCGCUAUAAACCAGAUCACUGGUUCUAGUGAACAAUCUCAGCCGCCGACUACGUUGGACGUCAAUCCUUCCGGCCUUCAGUUUGGUGGGGCACUUGUUAAAGGACCUGCUGCCGAUGACGACGAGGAACUGUGA
Molecule: messenger RNA, 1839 nt
Organism: Exophiala dermatitidis NIH/UT8656
Lineage: Eukaryota; Fungi; Ascomycota; Eurotiomycetes; Chaetothyriales; Herpotrichiellaceae
Exons: 2
Coding region: 1-1839 (612 amino acids)
Source: RefSeq, a predicted model, not a curated record